AUGAAACUAGCAUCCUCGAUGCAGAAGACCAGCGCCCUUGAGAAGCAUUUCCACACCAAGCAUCCGCUUCGAAUGUUUUAUCGCGAUGUUCUGGAUGAGGUGGAAGGCUGCAAGGGCCACUUUGACUUGUCCGCCGUUUGGGCUCGCCUCGCGCCGUCCGGGAACGUCUACCGCCUCUGUGCGCUCCAGGAGGUGCGCCUGGGUCAUUGCGCAGACCUGCAAUCCCAGCUCAGGGAGCUGGCCGAGGAGUUCGAGGAGACGUUGGGCGGCACGUCGGAAGAACGCUACAACUUGUUGAUCGCAUCGUUAAAGGAAGCGAAGGUGGACUUGGACGAGGCCUAUGAGCAAGCUGAGAAGGGCUGGGAGCUCGACAGCUUUAAGACCACUGGGUAUCCUCCGCUUGAGGAAUUCCUUGUCGGCAAUGUCAGUCGCGGACUUUUCGUCGCCCCCGCGGAGCCAGGUGCAUGGAAGGACUGGUGCACCUCAAAGCUUGUUGGCUGCAUGGUCGCCGUGGUUCAGAUCCUUGGCCCUGUCAUGGUGGUGUUGAGCUUGUGGCAGGACCCGACCAACUAUCUGCAGCAUCCCCUUGAAACUGCGAAGCGCAUCUCUGUAAACAACGUCUUCUGUGUCGAGAGGGACAUGGGUGAGUGGUGUACUAUUCUCAUGGGCGUGGUCUUCUCCUUCUUCGUGGUGGUUCAGUUGUUGAACUAUGCACACGAAGAGUUGGAGGAUGCAUACAAGUUCGGCCGUCUUGCUGGUUGCGCUUCCUUCUGGGCUUUCGCAGGUGGCUAUAUCAAUGCCUGGUGCGUGAUGUGGAAUAUCUUGGUGAUACCGGUGUCCUUCUGGAAGCUGACCCACGCUUCUCAAGUGGUCCUGAACGCGAUGACAAUCCUGUUCAUGUUUAACUUGGAUGAUCUCGCUGGCACAGCCGGGGCUGUGCUCGGUACCAGUGACACCCUUUUCCAACGGGGUCUGUGUUGGAACUACGCGUUACUCUCGCAAUGCCCUCUUGAUUUACGAGAUGUCGUGAAUCCAAAGGCCACAUCUGCUGCUGACUUUUGGCAGUUGCGGCUGACUGCAACUGCGCUUCAGUCUGCGAGGGCAGCUCAGAAUGCAGAGACCCGAGUGGCCCCCUUCGAACAGACGCCACUCUUGGCCGCCAAUCGGAAUGGUCAUGGUGUUCCGUCCCUAGAGCAGUUGAAGGUGUGCAUGCGAUUCACGAAGGACGGCAGCAUCUACCAGCUUCCAAGUGCGAAUUCCUCCAUCCAGGCGAGCCUCUGGCAGCUCCUGGUUUGGAUUUUGAGGCUGCUUCAAGUGCUGAUGCCAGCGUUCUAUUUCGUCGUGAACAAGCCGUGCACCCACCCAGAUGAUGCGACCGCCGCCAGCAAGUACUGA
Molecule: messenger RNA, 1395 nt
Organism: Symbiodinium sp. CCMP2456
Lineage: Eukaryota; Dinophyceae; Suessiales; Symbiodiniaceae
Source: the annotation of a GenBank genome assembly